AUGAAAUCCUCCACCAUUGCGCUGCUUAGUAUGCUUAGCCAUGGAAUGGCCUUGCCCACACCCCAGGCAACCGAGGACCAAGCGCCUAAUUUAGAUGCGCCCACUACAUGUUCCAGCAACCCAGGCACUGCAGUCUUCCCAAGCAUGGCCGGCUAUCCAGGCUUCAUGGGUGGCUGGCCCGGUGUUCUGGGCACUGCACCCUCCUCUGGCACAUACGGCAAUUCUGGUUUCUAUGGAUUCCCGGGCUUCGGUGGCUUCGACGGGUCUCACAGCAUGCCUGGAGGUGGUGGCGGAGCACCAACGGGAUCAAUCACGGCAGGACCUGCUGCAGCCAGUUCCCCUGGCUUCGGUGGUUUCCCUGGCUUUGGUGGUUUCCCUGGUUUCGGUGGCUCCUCUGGCUUCAGUGGAUUCCCAGGCUUUAGUGGAUUCCUAGGUUCUGGUGGAUUCCCCAACUUCUUUGGUAGUAGCUUGAACCCAAGCACUACUACCCAAGGAGGCAUUUCGCACAAUGCCUGCACUCCUGUGCCACACCCCCUUACUAAAGGCGAAGAUUUGGAAGACGGGCCAGAAAAUGCAAAAGCGGAUGCUCCUCAGUCAACACCCAAAGACGACCGCCCGGCCGAUAAUCCUGACAAGGCCGAGAUGAUUGACGCCACGAUAGAACACAUUGAUGCACCUCAGGCGGCUACAGCAGCCGCUGUACCUUCUCCCACGGCAGCGCCCUAGAUUGAGUGAUGGUGCACCGGGCAUGGGGAAAUCUCGAGCCUCAACUCCUACAGGGAAUACGGAAGUAUUUACUGAGUGACUUUCGAUCGUGGCUUUUGAAAUGUGAGGGAGUGAUGUGCCCCUAACUUUGCUUGUAGUGCUGUUAUCGGAUAGUGUUGGGGAAUUAAUGGGAAUGUUAUUUGGGCCAACAU
Molecule: messenger RNA, 917 nt
Organism: Aspergillus nidulans FGSC A4
Lineage: Eukaryota; Fungi; Ascomycota; Eurotiomycetes; Eurotiales; Aspergillaceae
Exons: 2
Coding region: 1-726 (241 amino acids)
Source: RefSeq, a predicted model, not a curated record